Molecule: messenger RNA, 2512 nt
Organism: Danio aesculapii
Lineage: Eukaryota; Metazoa; Chordata; Actinopteri; Cypriniformes; Danionidae
Gene: tmem204
Product: transmembrane protein 204
Exons: 3
Coding region: 407-1054 (215 amino acids)
Source: RefSeq, a predicted model, not a curated record
GUCCACCCCACCUUCUCAUCCCACUUCUUCUGAGCUUUUCAGGGAUGAAACACGCGCGUGUGAACAUGGAAAACACAGGACGAGUAAUCUGAGCUCGUCGAGUGUGGGAAAGCAGCACAGAGACGGCAUCACGCAGACAUUCCUCAACUUUCCCAGCAGGGAGACCUCAGAAAAAAACAAUCCAGAGCACAUCUGCAGGAGCGAGGGGGAGGAACGAGACCUCAGGAAAAAAUCCCAGUGAUUUUGAGAAAGCGUGUGAUGGCCUUGGAGGUCCAGCGUCCAGCAUUAAGAGCGAGCCGAGACUCUGAAGAAGAGGGAUAGAGACUACCCAACGACACAAGAAUGAGUGGCGAUGUCCUCUAGCUAAGCGUCUCUCAGCGUUAGCGUAGGGUUUUUGGAGGGGCGUAUGGCCGUGCGCAGGCUGGUGAAGUUGGCGGCGGCGGUGGCCCUGCUAUCUGUGGUGCUCAAUAGUGUGGCGACGUUCAGCUCCGGCUGGGUGCUGCAGGUGCUGGACGACGGACGGCGGCGCAGCGUUGGGCUCUGGAGAGCAUGUGUGCAGGAGGACACACACACUCACGAACCCACACCCUGCCAGAGAUUGAGCUGGGGAUCAGAGCUGGCGGGUUACCAGGAGUCUCGCAGCACGGUCAAACUUCAGUUUGACAUGAUGCGGGCAUGUAACCUGAUGGCUACGGUGGCUCUGACUGUGGGUCAGCUAAUCUUCCUGUUUGGGUUACUGGAGAUAAGCCACAUUACCCAAGAUUCUCAGUGGUGGGAGGAGGCCAUCGCUGCUCUGUUCCAGUUAGCCAGUUUUGUGUUGGUGAUCGGUCUGGUGACGUUCUACAGGAUCGGCCCCUACACUCACCUCUCCUACUCCUGCUACAUAAACAUCGCCGCAUGCUUAUUUGCCACGCUAGCAGCCGCCAUGCUAAUCUGGAAUAUUCUGCAUCGUCGCGAUGACUGCCUGUCGCCAUCCGUCAUUGUCAUCAGUCGAUCUUUAACUACACCGUUCAGGCCACGGCUGGACAAUGACUAUGUAGAGUCACCGUGCUGACACACACACAAAGCACAUACAAAACACAUGAAGGAGAUUUAAAUGGAAAGGACACAUGCUCACGGAGAGGAUUUCUAAACUUUGUAUGUAAAAUAAUCUCCUGGACUUCAGAGCUGCGAUGAGAAAAGUGACUGGUUUUCUGGAUAAAGAACCACCCAACAGACAAAGAUCAAGCUGGAUCUUGACAUGUUUAUGUUCAUAAGUGCACUUAUGAGAAAGCACAUUGGUAUGCUUAUGUAUCUAUUAUAGUAUGGAGAGUCAGAUGUCACAGUCUAAGCAUUUUAUUUUGCUGCCAGGUCAACUGAAUAUAGUCAUUAAAGGGCCGACACACAAUCUGCACUGUUAUACAUAUUCUCUGUGUUAGUUUAAAAGCAAUAGUUUACAGAAAACUGCUAAUUCACUCAUCGUAGAUGUAUAUUCCUGAACACAAUCAGUGUUAUGCUAAAUAAUAUCCUAGCUGUAAUGGCAGUGAAUGGUGCCUGAGAUUUUGAAGAUCAGAAAAGUACACUCAUCCAUCAUGAAAGUAAUCCACUGUCCUCCACGGAAGCUGAAUCAAAGUGAUAAGAGAAAUACUCAUACUCAAAACUGUAUAAACUAUUAUCGCUGAUUUCUGACAACUGACAUAUACACAUUCUUCAAACUGUCUAGAUUGAGGAGAGAAUGAAUCAUUUGAAUAAUAUUUCAACCAUUUUCCCAAGUGAUGAUUAACAGAGCAUUUCCUAUUUUCUUCUUCUGGCUGAAAUAAACGAAUAAAUAAACAAACAAACAAACAAACAAAUACUGCCAAAAUGAAUACUAUUAGCCCCUUUUUUACCAUGAUUCCUAACAUGCCUAGUUAACAUAAUUAACCUUGUUAAGCAUUCAAAUUGCACUUUAAGCUGAAAAUUUGUGCUGUCAUAAUGGCUAAGAGAAAACAAUAAGUUAUUAAAGCUAUUACGCUGAACAUUUUCUCUAUGAAACAGCACUUUUUUUUUAAAAGGAACUAAGCUUAAAUAUGAUUCCUCUCUUUGGACUGAAUUGAGAACAGACGAGAGCUGAUUUGGACAGUGUUUUUUUUUAUUAGUAUCUAUCUUAAAAUCAUGUGUGCAUUUAUGGGUUUAUCUUGAGCCAUAACUUGACUCCCUUGUAAAAGCAAAGAUGGCAGUUGUCAGAAAGCAGACAUAAUACUUUAAAAGUAUUUAAUAUAGGUAUAACUAGUGCUGUGCGAUUUGGGGAAAAUAUCAAUUAGCGAUUUUUUUUUUUGACAGAUAUUGCGAUUUUGAUUUGAUAGUAAUUUACAUUAAAGCUUCUUACUGCUCAAAUGCAGUGAGUGUUAGUUAAAAAAGGAACUGAAAAGAUAUUAACUUAUAUUAGCAAACAACUCUGAAACUGUACUUUGCAGUUGCUUGCUACUAGAUUGUCACUUUGAGUGUCACUGGCUGUACUUUUAGUUGACUUUUAGCAAGACGCUCCUCAUAU